CUUUUAGUUUUUGAGUGCCAAAAGCAAACCUUUGAUUCAGAUGCUAGACCCUCUUCAUGUAGUUGUCAAGGAAGACAUUGCUGUAACACUAGUCCGUAUCAUGCAGAAGGAAAACAGUGCAAAAGAAUUCCUUUCAACUAUUGUGAUAGAUGACGUUAAGAAAAUUGAUGACCAACACCUGACUUUUCGUGGAAACUCUUUUGCAACAAAAGCUUCAGAAGCAUAUAUGAAACUACUUGGUGACAAGUAUUUGCAAGAUACCUUGAAGGAAUUUGUAGAGAAAGUUUUGGCAUCUCAAGAUGAGUGUGAGGUAGACCCCAGCAAAGUUCCUAACAAAGAACUUCUGCAACAACAACAACAAAACUUAGUAAGGUUUGUGGAAGAAGCAUGGGAAAAAAUUACAAGUUCUACUCAGAAUCUGCCUUUUGAACUUCAAGAAGUUUUUAGUGAGUACAGGAGACAGUUACAAGCAAUUGGUAAAGAACACAUUUGUGAUAAGUUAAUCAGUGCUUCCAUCUUUUUGCGUUUCCUUUGUCCGGCAAUUCUUUCUCCGAGCCUUUUUAACCUCACACAGGAGUAUCCAGAAGACAGAGCAAGAAGAAACCUGACUCUUAUUGCUAAAACAAUCCAAACUUUGGCAAAUUUCACAAGGUUUGGUGAGAAAGAAGAUUUCAUGGAAUUCCUCAACCAGUUUGUUGACAAACAGCAGCACACAAUGAAGAACUUUCUACUGCAGAUCUCUACUCCAGGUGGUGGGGACAGCAUUAAUUUUGAAGGACAGAUUGACCUUGGAAAAGAAUUAUCCAUUUUACACUCUUUGCUAAUAGACUGCAUUCCUGACAUGAAUAAAACGGAACAUGAAGAAGAUCUUGAAGAACUUCAACAGAUCCUAAAUGACAUCUCUUCUUCAAUGUCACAACCAUCUGUGCUCCGUCAAAUGAGCUCUCCAAAUUUUGGUGAUAAAGUACAUAACAUUUACUGUUUAUUUGGUCCCACAACCUCACUACCAGUAAAUCCUGAACAGUCACAACGUAAAUCAACCAUUAAUUUGUUAGAAACAAGUAGAAAGAUCAAGGAAGAUAACACAAAGAAGAAUGUUGAUCUCGAGCUUCAAAGUCAAGUCUGUCAACAGAUUGCAUCCUCCUCAACUCAGUCACCAAGCCAGUAUAAUAUACUAUCUGGUAGAACAGUCAAUUAUCACAAAAGAAGACGUAGUAAAGACCCAGCUGAAGACAUGAACACAUCUGAUGACUAUGUAAGAUUUGAAGCAUUAGAGAAGAAAGGAUCCACAUGUGACAAACAUUCCACUUCUACCUCAGUCCACAGUACCUCAUACAGUGAGACAUAUUAUUCAGACAGAAGGCCAGCCACCAAAAUAGUGGACCAAAAAGUACCUCAUAUUAUUGACUCUGAAAGAACUCUUUUUAAGGGAAACUAUCAACCAAUCGAUGGGAGAGAUUCCCAAAAGAACCAGCAAGAGUUUUCGGUUCUGACCAGAAACAUGCGUAAUAGUUUUACUCAUGAUUAUGAUGAGGUUACAGAAGAAAAUGAUUACCACAUGAAAUCUGGCAGCCAAAACUCUCUCUGUAAGGUAGCAAAUAUGGGAUCAUCAGGGUACCCGUCAGUAAGGAAUAGCCAAACUAUUCCAUCUUCUGGACUCUUGCAUGCACAUAUGACCCUCUCUUCUAAUGGUCAUUAUAGUUUUCGACCUCCUUUAGCUUUCAAGAAUCCCAUGUACAGCCUUAACAUUUCCCACGGAAGCAUUAGUGAUAGUGAAUACUCUGAUGGUCCCACAGAAGAAAGAAAAUCCAAUGGUAACUCUCUUAGAAGAAGAAGUGGUAUUACAAGCAUUUCAAAUGCUGAACUCCAUACACAACUCAAAACCAGCAACAUAAAACUAUGUGACAGAAGUGUUCGUCCUUCUUCACCUUCAUCUGAAAAUGAUACAGCUUCAUCACAAAUACAGUCAUUUCCAUCAGGGUCUCCGUCAAGGUACUCAAGACUUCCUCAGUUAUCAUAUUUUCAUAGUUAUCCUCAGCUGUGGAAGAGCCACAGGCUUGAAAGACGAGGAUCAGCAGACCAACUUUCACAGAGUCCAAAAAAAGAAGGUGUACAAAAGUUAGUCUGUUAUCCAUUUCAUCAUUCAAGUUCUUUCGAAACUAAAAGACACAGAACACUGGAAGAAUAUCAUGUUGAAGUAGAAACACUGAAAGAACUGAUGACAGAUCUACAAAGAAAGCUGACAGAAGCAGAAAAAAAACUUUCAAAACCAGAGACCCAUGAUAAUAGAAAUGCAACAUCUAGGCAAACAAGACUGAGUGAGGAAGAAAGACAACAAAGGAUCAGCCAACAAAGACAUAAAGAUGAGAGGUUUCAAAGUAUUAUCACUAGAUUAAUCAGGGUAGAGGAAGAACUCCGUCACGAGCACCAAGAAAUGCGGGGAAUCAUUGCUAAUAGACAAAAAGUAAUUGAUGCCCAAGAAAGAAGGAUUCAGCUUUUAGAUGCUGCUAAUCUAGAACUGACAUCAGCCUUGGAACAGCUACAGAAACAGUACACUUCCAACAUUUGGAGCCAUCAUUCAUGUGAAGAUCUGUUAACCGAAAAUACAAAGUUGAGUUUCAGAAGUAGCUCCUGUUAGUGGGAGUGUUUCUGUUAAAAGACAGUUAGAUGUGCUGCUCUUAUACCACGUUGAUGUCAAUCUAACAUGUUCAUUGAAGGAACCAUUUUGUUUUUUGUAAAACUAUAAAUGUUGGAGAAACAUUUGUGCUCAGAUCUUUUAUUGCCAUAGUUUUUUUCAUUUAUAAAAUUUUGCAUAAUAAACAGUAGAGCAAAUAUAUAUAUAUAUAAAAACAUAUGUUAUAAACAGAUGGUGUGACGUACUAGACUGUUAUUCAUGACUGAAGGAUUGUGAGUCAACAUUUUGUUACAGAGUUAUUGACAGUAUAAAGUUGAAACUUUUAACAUUACAUGCAUUAAGUAAGAUUUAAUUCGUGUGAAUUACAUAAGCUGAAAUACUCUGUUUAUUGUUUAAAAAAAUAAUAAUUUUAUAUUGAAUUUCUUGAGUGAAAUGAAAUGUUCAGAAUCCAACAGGUGCGUGUUUUUAUUAAUUUGCCGAUUUAUUUUUGGAGAUGAAAAAAAAAGUAAAAUGUAUAUAUGAAAUUAGGAGACAGCCACUGGUGUUGCUUUUAUCCCACUUUCCAUGUGAUAUGUUCGUUCACGUUGUUUCUUAUACUUGUUCGUGACCAUUGUUUCUGUUGAAAUAUUAUGAGGGGGACUUAUCUAUGAUUUUAAACUUCAAACUUGGAAGAUAGUAGUGAUUAUACGCGUGUAAAAUACCAGUUAAAAUAGAGUAAUAUUACAUCAAUGUUUAAUUAACUAUGAAAGGUUACUUAUUUGGUCAGAGCUAUCACAAAAUAAUUCAGGGAUAAAAAAUUAGGAUAGUUUUAGAAAGUGUAAAUACAAUCCACACGUUUCUCUGGUGCCCUUUUUCUCGACAAGACUUGUAGGAUUAACUUUGGUCUGUCCUGGUUGUGAUACCGAAAAAUAUUCUGUAGAAAUGCUAGUCAUGACAAUUUACUGUAUUAAAUAAUAUAAGGUAUUAUAUGUGUCUGCCAGUAAAAUGGAAAUUAGUGGCUUAGACAAUCUUCUUGUGUAAGUUAAAUAUAUAACUUCUUCUAACUUAGUGUUUAGCAUAACUUUGUGGAAAAGGACAAUGUAAGUAAUAUGUAGUUUCACAUAACUUCGGUACAAACGUUCAUGGUUACAAGUGCCUUUUACUGGUAAUAGCAACCAAGCAUGUAAUGUAUUCAUCAGUUUAUCCCCUUUUUAAUAUUGAGGCUUAGAAUGAUACCCAUGGUGGACAGAGCACAGAUAGCCUGUUGUGUAGCUUUGUGUUUAACAACAACCAACCAACCCUUUUUAAUAUACUAACUAGCAUAUAGCCCGUCACAAAUAACGGGGCGAGUACUACCAACCCCAUCCCACAGUAUAUCCUAACCUCACAUUUCAUAGCUAACUGAAAUAUAUAAAUAUUACGAAUUCAAGCUUGACCAACAAAGAGGCAGAAAAGUGCAGUCGAGGCAGUCAAACGUCGGUAAAUUCAUUUGUGAGCCAAUCAAAAUUAAGAUCAUUCAUGAAAUGAAUUUGUGGAAUAUUCAAAGGAUAAUUAGUGGUAACAAUAAGUUAGAUUAACAACUUCUAAUAUAUAGAAAAACCAGUGCGUUUGGGUAACACUACGUUCCAAUAAUGACUUUUAUGUUAUGUCCCUCAGCAGGAAAAGUAUAACCUAAUAUUGUUGUUAGUCUAUGUACUGAAAGUAUAAAAUGAAAUGCAUAGACAACAAAA
Messenger RNA from Limulus polyphemus (Atlantic horseshoe crab), 4344 nucleotides. Its product is annotated as ras GTPase-activating protein nGAP-like. Gene Ontology annotation, biological process: regulation of GTPase activity. The coding region runs from base 41 to 2638 and encodes 865 amino acids. The record is from RefSeq and is a predicted model, not a curated record. The transcript is spliced from 16 exons. Lineage: Eukaryota; Metazoa; Arthropoda; Merostomata; Xiphosura; Limulidae.